This is a messenger RNA of Closterium sp. NIES-65, 1989 nucleotides long. The record is from the annotation of a GenBank genome assembly. Lineage: Eukaryota; Viridiplantae; Streptophyta; Zygnematophyceae; Desmidiales; Closteriaceae.
AUGCCCGUUCCGCACCUUUCGUUGCGUGCGCCCGACCCCCGCGAGCUCAAUGACCGGCUCGCGAAGCCGCGUACCAACCGCAUUUGCAAAAUUCACCUACCCCGCUUGUUCCCUUUACCCGCUCUCCACUUCCUCCUCUCUCUUCCCUCUCCUCCCCGUCCCUCCCUUUCCCCGGUCCCCAUCCGUCCCUUCCCCCCCUUCCCCUCCCGCUCUCCUUUCGUUCCAGAGUGCGACUCGUCGGACCCGCUGCACUCACCGCUCGCGCGCUCCGCGGACCACGCGCACCGCUACCACCGCCCGCCGCACCUGUGCUGGAGCAAGGCGGAAAUUCCGUGCUAUGCGGGCAGCCAUGGCAUGGCGGAGCGGUCCGAGACGCUCAAGCGCAAGCUGCGCGCGUACCACGAGUACCGGCGCGACUGCGACGCGAAGGAAAACAUCACGUCACUAAAGUCGAAACUGCGCGGGGCGAACGCGACGCAGUGCAAGUACCUGCUAUGGCAGUUCAGCCCCGGAGACGGGCAGGGCAACCAGUACAUCUCGCUCGUAUCCGCGUUUGUGUACGCGCUGCUAACGAACCGCGUGUUUCUGCUGCUAACGGAGCGCGGUCCGGGGAAGCUGAUGUGCCAGCCGUUUGAGGGCGCGCCGUGGUUUGUGUUCUCAGACGUGAAAGGAGAGCUGUGGGACGCAGAGGUGCUGCACAUCAAGCUCUCGUAUCCUUACUUUCAAGAGCGCGUCAAGGCCCUUGAGAAUGGCACCAGUGACACCAUGCCCGUACCCAACGUGUGCGAGUGCCUCUGCCUCCCUCUUUUCGUUCCCGCCCCCUUCCUCCCCUCCUCACUAGCGAACAUCAACCUACAGCACAACAUGGCCAACACGAGCAUCUUCUUCUGCGAAUCCGAGCAGCAAUGGCUCGCACGCGUGCCCUCCCUCCUGCUCCGAUCAAAUCAAUACUUCCUCCCGGCCCUAUUCUACCACCCCUCCUUCCGCCGCCACAUACGUGACCUCUUCCCCUCUGGGCGCAUCUUCCAGACCGUCUCUCAGCUCAUCAUGUUCCCCAACAACCGCCUCUGGGCGGCCAUAACGGACAACAUUCGCCGCCGGGCGGCGCCGGCCGCGGCCCGGGUGGGGCUGCAGCUGCGGCAGAGCAGCGAGGGGAUUAUCGCGCAGGCAGCAGAGUGCAUAGUGCAGGUCAUGCAGGGGGAUGCCGUGGCGCUGGCGAGACGAGAGAGGGAGAAAGGGGACGGGGAGAGGGAGGCGGGAGGGGAGCCUGAUGGGGUGGGGGCAGGGGGAGGAGGCGUGGGGGGAGCGGGUGAGGGUGGUGCAGCCGUGGGCGGUGGGACGGGGGAAGCGACGGCGUAUGGAAUGGGUGUGGCGUCUGAGGAAGGCACUACUGCUGCUCUUGCCAUUGCCCGGGCUUUGGAAGGAGGGGGAGCGCCUGCUGCUGCUGCCGCCGCCGCUGCUGCUGCUGUUGGUGGAGAGAGUGGCAGCGCGAGUGGCAGUGGAGGGGGUGUGAGUACGUCAAGCAGCUCGACCGUGGUGCUCAUUGCUGCCCUGAAUGAGUUCGCUCCGUACAACCUUUCCCUGCUGCUUUUCCCCAAUGCUUCUUCCUCCCCACCACUCACCUACACCAAGAUUGUUGUCACAGACAGCCCCAGCAACGCCACUACUGACAACAGCACCAAGCUACAGCACGCCAUCGUAGACAUAUACACCGUCGCCCUCGCCUCAGACACCAUUCUCGUCUUCCCCGCCUCCACCUUUGGGUACCUCCUCUCGUCGCUCUUUGGCCGGCCUGCAUUCUUUGCGGCCAAGACCUGCCAGGAAGCGCCCUUGGAGCCGUGCUAUCACCACCCCCCGCAGCCACACCAGUGCACGGGCGGGCUGCAUGUGGGAGGGCCGCCGUUUAAUGAGUCGGACCUGGAGCUUCCGUUUGCCAAGUGUCCAGAUGCAUCGGGUGGGCUCUCCCUGUUGUAUAAGAGACCACCUUAG